Messenger RNA from Lacerta agilis (Sand lizard), 1653 nucleotides. RefSeq names its product chromosome 12 C10orf67 homolog (gene C12H10orf67). Bases 1 to 1629 code for a protein of 542 amino acids. The record is from RefSeq and is a predicted model, not a curated record. The transcript is spliced from 16 exons. Lineage: Eukaryota; Metazoa; Chordata; Lepidosauria; Squamata; Lacertidae.
AUGGCCCAGGCCCUGUCUCUCCCCAACCCCCCCUUCCAUGAAGAAGAGGACAUGGGCGCCACUGAGCGCGCACGGGCCCUGCAAUCCACGCGGAGGCUGAGCAUGUACCCCAACAUCCUUGAGCUCCUGACAGUGUGUUCCAGCUUUGAUGAGUUGGAGCUGGACUACCGGCACACGAUUUCAGAUAACCUGAAAAUAGGUUUUGGGAUCUCAGAUCAUGCUACUCAAACAGAUACAAGUGAAAUAGGAGAUAUAAAGGUCUUUAUAGAAACGACAAGAAUUUUAUUAAAGUUCACAAACACGCUCUACAAUGAUUUUGCUAUGUACCAAAAGAUCCUUAAAGCGCAGUAUGAGGAAAGAAUACAGGAAGAGGCAACCAAGCUCUGGCUAGCCAUAAAUGACAGGCUAAAAUACAUUGACGACUUUUACAAGCAGAAAGAGCUGAAAAUGCGAUAUAGCUACCAGCAACAACUAUGUGAUGCACUUGCAAUUCUCAAAACAAACUAUACAAAAUAUUUCUUACUUGACCCAUCUGAAGAAGGUGGAGAAACCGUACUUUCAAAGCUACAGAUACUGAGGGGCAAGCUUGAGGAGCAGGCUGCUACAAUUGAAAGUUUGGAGGCAGAGGUAACAAGGCUUAAACAAACGUCCCCUGAAAAGGUCGUACAUGAUUUAGUGAUUGAAAAAGAGUUGCUUCAGCAAGCAAACUCGGAGUUGAAAGGAGAAAACGCUAACCUGCUUGACAAGCUUAAACGCGCUCAAGAAGUUAUAAAACUCAAAGCGAAAGAAAUGUCUAAUUUAGAGGCUGAAAUAAAACAUAUGCAGGACAAAAGGCAAAACGAUAUGAAGACAAUCGAGAAGCUUCAGAACACUCAAGAAAUCAUGAAACUGGAACUUGAUAGGGAGAAGCAGAGAGUUCUAGCUAAAGCUCUGGAAGUAAAAGAAGCACAAGAAGCUGUAAAAAUGGUACAGGCUGCUGCUGCCGCUGCUGCUGAACCAAAGGUGCCCUCAAUGCAAGAAGGAAAGAUAGCAAAGAAGGGAAAGAAAGGACUGAAAGGGAAAGUAGUAAAAGCUGCUGCUGCCUUUGCUGCCACCGCCACCAAAGAGGCCAGACAAGCUGCUGCAAAAGAAGCAGAAUUGUUGGAAGAUGAGAAAAAAGCCUUACAAGAAGAGAUAAAGAGGCUUAGAAAAUCUGAACGAGAUGCCAAGCUGCGCGUAAAGAGACUUGAACAGGAGUUGAGUAAAUCGAGUCGAUCUUGGGAAAUGAAGUUCGAAAUUCUAAAGAAAAGCCUACAUGCCAUUAAGGACGAGAUGUUUCUUAGACAAUCAUUGCGUCAAUCAGCAAAAUUUAGACACCCUUCACUGGCUGAUAAGACAGCCCCUCCUCUACACAUCCAGCACCCUACAGGCAAAAUGUCUUCAUUUUCGAGCAGCUUGUAUAUGCAGUAUGCUCCUCUGCCCAAGAUAGGUUCUCAGCCAGAUUCAGGUUCAAAUGAAGACGAAGAAGGCAUGGAUACUGAGAAAAUUCCAGUUCUGAUUAAAAUUCCUAGCGCUUUUGAAGCUGCUUCAGAGUCCGCGGAUGAGGAAGAGUUUGAGCAAUUGCCUUCAUCCCCUUCAUCUGUACGCUGAUAGCUGGGAUAAGAGCCACCUGUG